AUGUUCUUCGGCAAGACUCUCAUGCACGGCAGUGGCGAGAAGGAUCAGCUGCUGAAGAUCUUCACGCUGUUCGGGUCGCCGCCGGACGACUACUGGCGGAAGAUGAACCUGUCGCCGUCGUUGAAGCCCCCCGAGCCGUACAAGUCCACGACGGCCGAGCGGUUCCGCGACCUGCCGCCGUCGACGAUCGGCCUGCUCGCCACGCUCCUCGCGCUCGACCCGGCCGCGCGCGGCACCGCCGGACAGGCCCUGCAGAGCAGUUUCUUCAGCACGCCGCCGCUGCCGUGCGACCUCUCGGCGCUCCCCGUCGUGGUGGAGGAGGAAGUCGGCGCGAGGAAGCGGAGGCUGCCGUUGGUUAUCCGGGUAAAACCAGGUGUCCCCUUCAAUUUGUUCCAGGACCAGGAGGAUGAUGAAUGGACUGAUGAUGAACUGACUGACACGGAGAACUCAGGCCAAGAACCAGUAACUAACACAGGAAAUCCAGGCCAAGAAUCAGCUGCUGCUAAUUCUUCCUCCAGCGCUCACGAGUCAUCAGAAAAAACCAUCGUCAACGCCUCAUCCAGCACAGUCGCGAAACGGUUUUCGGCAAGCCCGGUCGUUCAGGAAGCGAGCCCGGUUCAGAAGCCAGCGCAAGAUCAGAAGCAGCUGCCGACGGCAAACGCCACCCACAGUCCCACCACUCAGGCAGCGACGACGAUGGCGAGGACCACCACCUGGUCGCGGCUCCGGACCACGAUGGAGGCGACGACGGCGUGGAGGAGGAGGAGGCCAAAGGCGAGCCGCUGUCCGGUAGCGGCGGCAACACCGUGA
Messenger RNA from Miscanthus lutarioriparius, 810 nucleotides. The record is from the annotation of a GenBank genome assembly. NCBI's taxonomy places the organism in Eukaryota, Viridiplantae, Streptophyta, Magnoliopsida, Poales, Poaceae.